AUGGCCCCAGGGCGUACAUGUAGGGUCAAACACUUGGCCCAUCAGCGAGUCGUACAGGUGGCCUGUGGUAGUCGGGACGCCCAGACCCUGGCCCUCACAGACGAGGGCUACGUCUACUCCUGGGGGGACGGGGACUUUGGAAAACUGGGUCGAGGGGGGAGUGAGGGAUGUAAUGUCCCUCACGAAGUGGAGAGACUGAGGGAUCAGAAGGUGUGUCAGAUUGAGUGUGGUGCCCAGUUCUCAUUGGCUCUGACCAAGUCUGGACAAGUGUGGACAUGGGGCAAAGGUGACUAUUUUCGAUUGGGUCAUGGAACUGAUGCUCAUGUAAGGAAGCCUCAGAUUGUGGAGGGACUGAAGGGGAAGAAGAUCGUCCAUGUAGCUGUGGGGGCACUCCACUGUCUGGCUAUCACUGACACGGGGCAGGUGUAUGCUUGGGGAGAUAAUGACCACGGACAGCAAGGAAAUGGAACCACCACAGUUAACAGAAAGCCAGCCCUGGUGGUGCUUGAGGGGUACAAGAUCAGUAAGGUAGCGUGUGGUUCCUCCCACAGCAUUGCCUGGGCCACCACAGACAUGUCUGUUCCCACCACCCACGAGCCGGUACUGUUCUCCACCUCCAGGGAUCCCUUGGGGGCAACACUCCUGGGUGUGAACGAGAGCAAUGCAGAGGAGAACUCGGUAUCUACAGCUGCCUCCCAAAAUUCAACUUCCAAAACUGUACGUCCAUCUCUGUCCAAAAUCAUUCUAUCACAGGACACAGACACCAGUAAACAGCAGGCCCUGGGUUAUAUUCUGACCGCUCUACAGAUUCUCUACUCCAGAGAUGCAAUAGUGAAGUCCCUGGAGACAGAUGGCCAGCCUGUGCCAGUUUCACCAGAAAUGAAGCCCCUGGGUAUGACAGGUUCCCUGGCGGCCAGCACUGAUGAGCUCCCUGUGGACAGGGAGGAGAAUCUACACAGGGAGGGGAUGGACGAGGUGCUGGACCACGCCGACAUACAGCUGACAGUGGGGGAGACUGUCACAGAGGCUGUCAGUGGGGUGCAUUCAGAAAUCUCAUCAUACACAAGCAUGCAAAGUCUGGCAGCUUUAGUUCCCAUGGAAACAAGCAUCAUAGCUGAGACCUUGACCUCUGCAGAUGAGGUCAUGAGUACCAUGGAAGCCGGCCCAACAAACUUUCCAUCAGGUCUGGAUGACUUCACUGCUAGAAUGUCAGUUAAUGAUGCUCGUAAUUUGGUAGAACUUCUGAAGCUUGCUGUGGCGUCCAGAAUGGGAGAACUGGCUAAAGAGGGACUGUCAGACAUCCUUACUAGACUGGCCAAGGCGUAUCCUCAGGUGGCUGAGAUGUUGUUGGAGCUGUGUGUUACAGAGUUUGAGGAUGUGGCAUCAGAUCGAGUCUGUGGGAGGCUACCACAGCCGGUGGUACAGGAGUGUCCCCACCCCUACAGCGAUGAUACUUCACUUAGUGGCACUGUCAAAAUACCAGGAGCUGAUUCCUUGCGGGUGGAGUUUGAUUGACGUUGUUCUACGGAGAUGAGACAUGAUCCCUUGACAAUCUCAGACAGCUGUGGUAGAACCCUGGCUGUUAAAUCAGGACGAGAGUGGUCUGAUUGGUCCCAGGAGCUGCGGAUUGACGGAGAUGAACUACGGUGGAAGUU
Messenger RNA from Saccostrea cuccullata (small rock oyster), 1655 nucleotides. Its product is annotated as E3 ubiquitin-protein ligase HERC2-like. The record is from RefSeq and is a predicted model, not a curated record. NCBI's taxonomy places the organism in Eukaryota, Metazoa, Mollusca, Bivalvia, Ostreida, Ostreidae. Gene Ontology annotation, biological process: protein ubiquitination. The coding region runs from base 1 to 1515 and encodes 504 amino acids. Gene Ontology annotation, cellular component: cytoplasm; membrane. Gene Ontology annotation, molecular function: ubiquitin protein ligase activity. The transcript is spliced from 10 exons.